Molecule: messenger RNA, 1406 nt
Organism: Arabidopsis lyrata subsp. lyrata
Lineage: Eukaryota; Viridiplantae; Streptophyta; Magnoliopsida; Brassicales; Brassicaceae
Product: protein BASIC PENTACYSTEINE6
Biological process (GO): response to ethylene
Cellular component (GO): nucleus
Molecular function (GO): DNA-binding transcription factor activity; sequence-specific DNA binding
Source: RefSeq, a predicted model, not a curated record
AAGAUAUUUUUCUUUCUCUCGCAGUUCAAAUUAGGGAUUCAAUCUCUCUGCUCUUCAUCACCACCAUCACCAUCACCGUCACCGUCACCGUCACCUCUCUGUAUCUUCCGGCUGUUCCUCUCUCUAUUCCCUCCGGGUGAAAAGAUGGAUCAGUCUUUUAUUUUGAUUUUCUAUUAGCUUGCUCGGUUAUUGUUGAAGCUAUAUCGUGAAGACUUUAAAUAUCUCAAAUGGAUGAUGGUGGGCAUCGUGAGAAUGGUCGGCAUAAAGCAGCAGCUCAGGGCCAGUGGUUGAUGCAGCAUCAGCCGUCGAUGAAACAAGUUAUGUCAAUAAUAGCAGAGCGGGAUGCAGCGAUUCAGGAGAGGAAUCUGGCGAUAUCAGAGAAAAAAGCAGCAGUAGCUGAAAGGGACAUGGCGUUUCUUCAGAGGGACACAGCCAUUGCCGAGCGCAACAAUGCGAUAAUGGAGAGAGACAGUGCUCUUACAGCUCUCCAAUACCGUGAGAACUCCAUGGUUACUGCUGCUGCUACCAAUAUGUCGGCAUGUCCACCAGGAUGUCAAAUAUCACGUGGUGUAAAACACUUGCACCAUCCGCACAUGCAUCAUCAUCAUCAACAACAUCACAUACCUCAGUUGACUGAGAAUGCAUAUGAAACCAGAGAAAUGGAGCCAAAUGAUGGUCUCCCGACAUCACCACCUGCCGGAUCCGCCUUGGAAUCUGCCAAACCAAAGCGCGGUAAAAGAGUGAAAGACCCAAAGGCGACUGCACAAACCACUGCUAAUAAGAGAGGACCAAAAAAUCAGAGGAAAGUGAAGAAAGAGAGCGAUGACGACUUAAACAAGAUAAUGUUUGUAAAGACAACACAUGACUACACAGAAGAAGACUCAAGUAAGCAUAUCUUAAUAGGAUCGAAAUCCGACUGGAAAAGUCAAGAAAUGGUGGGGCUGAACCAAGUUGUUUAUGACGAGACAACGAUGCCACCACCUGUAUGUUCAUGUACAGGAGUUCUCAGACAGUGCUACAAAUGGGGAAAAUGGAGGUGGCAAUCAUCGUGUUGCACAACCACACUAUCAAUGUAUCCUUUGCCGGCACUACCCAACAAAAGGCAUGCUCGAGUUGGUGGACGGAAAAUGAGCGGAAGCGCGUUCAACAAGCUUCUAAGCCGACUUGCUGCAGAGGGGCAUCAUGAUCUUUCAAACCCGGUCGAUCUGAAGGACCAUUGGGCAAAGCACGGUACAAACCGCUACAUCACGAUUAAAUGAUAUGUGCAUUUAGGUGUGAGUUGUUCUUACGACAUUAUCUGAUUUUAAGUCACCUGUACUAAAUUCAAAUAAACUCGAGAGGAAUUGUAUGUGGAGCCAAUGUUGUGUUGUAUUAUAUAAUUGAAGAAAAUUUAGCAACAUCACAAA